Messenger RNA from Saprolegnia parasitica CBS 223.65, 1266 nucleotides. RefSeq lists its product as hypothetical. NCBI's taxonomy places the organism in Eukaryota, Oomycota, Saprolegniomycetes, Saprolegniales, Saprolegniaceae. Gene Ontology annotation, cellular component: endoplasmic reticulum membrane; mannosyltransferase complex. The record is from RefSeq and is a predicted model, not a curated record. Gene Ontology annotation, biological process: GPI anchor biosynthetic process. Gene Ontology annotation, molecular function: GPI mannosyltransferase activity; alpha-1,6-mannosyltransferase activity. Bases 22 to 1266 code for a protein of 414 amino acids. The transcript is spliced from 9 exons.
GUUUUGCAGGAAGCGUGUUACAUGGGCAAGGAGGCCAAGGUCGUGGCCACCGCGGUCCUCUCGCGGGCAUGGGUCUCGGCCAUGGCGAUGCUCAGCGCGUACCUCAUCACGCCCUACGAUACAUCCGCAGCGUCUUCGUCCAUCUUCCGCGCCUUUGCCACCUGGGACGGCGUCUACUACGUCGACAUGGCAGCCGAUGGCUACGGCUACGAGAACACCCACGCGUUCUUUCCGCUCUUUGGCCUCUUGACGCGCUACGCCAGCGCGCUCCUUUCCCCGUUCUGCGACCCGCAGACUGCAAUCUUGGUGGCAGGCUGGUGCAUCAGCAACAUAAGCUUUGUUCUUGCCGCGCGCUACCUCUACCGCCUCGGGCAAUUGCUUCUCCAGAACGAGACGCUGGCGCGCCGCUCGGCCAUCUUCUUUUGCUUCUGCCCCUCUGGCAUCUUUAUGUCGUCGUGCUACAGCGAGAGCUUGAUGUGCGUCCUGAGCUUUGGCGGGAUGUACUACCUCGAGCUCUACCGCACGUCGCAUCGAUCCUCGACGCUGCACCUCGUUUUAAGCGCCAUCUUGUUUGGCCUUUCGUCGGCCACGCGCUCGAACGGCGUUCUCUUGUCCCUGUACAUUGCCUACUACCGCCUUCUCGCGUCGCCCUUGCCCUUGCAAGCACUCGGCGCAUUUCUGCGCUACUGGGUCGUGACGGCGCUGCUCGGCGUCGUGGCGAUCGGGCCCCAACUUCUCUACUUUGCGUUUGGCAUUGCCGCCUACUGCCCGUCGCUGUCGCCGUACACGGCCAUCGUUGCCUCUCUUCUUAACGUGACAUCCAAGCUCGACGUGGACCGGCCGUGGUGCGCCAGCGUCGUGCCCAACAUCUCGGCCAUGUACAUGUUUAUCCAAAAAGAGUACUGGGGCGUCGGUCCGUUUGCCUACUACGAGCUCAAGCAGAUUCCCAACUUUGCGCUGGCGACGCCGAUGCUGCUCCUGUCGUCGUAUGCGCUGCUGUCGUACUACCGUCCGCGGGCUACCGUGGUGCUGCCGGCGCCGCUGCAGCCCUACAUGGUGCAUCUUGCCUUCCUGCUUGCCAAUGCCCUCGUUGUGCUCCACAUCCAAGUGCUGACGCGGUUCCUCUGCGCCAACCCGCCGAUUUUUUGGGCCGCGGGCCACCUCUCGAUGACGCACCCGACAGCGAGCAAAGGGCUCUUGCUGUACGCACUCGUGUUUAGCGUUCUCGGGGCGGUCCUUUUUCCGUCCUUUUACCCGUGGACCUGA